Messenger RNA from Eupeodes corollae, 3924 nucleotides. RefSeq names its product paired box protein Pax-6 (gene Pph13). Bases 431 to 1351 code for a protein of 306 amino acids. NCBI's taxonomy places the organism in Eukaryota, Metazoa, Arthropoda, Insecta, Diptera, Syrphidae. Gene Ontology annotation, molecular function: RNA polymerase II transcription regulatory region sequence-specific DNA binding; DNA-binding transcription factor activity, RNA polymerase II-specific. The record is from RefSeq and is a predicted model, not a curated record. The transcript is spliced from 3 exons. Gene Ontology annotation, biological process: regulation of transcription by RNA polymerase II.
UGUAGUUUAACUUAAAACUAUAUAAUAUAUAUAUUCGAACAUAUUAGUAGUAACUUAAAAAUAAUCAAAAGAUCCUUAAACAAAAAUCUAUAGAAAAAACUGAACGUAAAUCCUUUAUUUAAAACGUUAAAAACCUUUAGUUUCGAAAAGGGGAUGUUUUUCUUUGAAAUCUUAUUGAAAUUAUUAUGUUGUGUGAUAUUUUUGGAGUGAGAAACGUUUAGUUCUGAAGAAAGAUUAAAAAAAAAUGUGCCACGCAUCCGAAGCCUUCUAAGUGCCCGCAGUGGUCUUAUAUAUAUAUAGUUCAGGCUUAAGGCAUCCCACAAAAUACAACAACAACAACAAAAAAACACAGUGAGAAAAAUAUACACAACCAAGACUUAAGAGCAGGAGCUGUUGGAUUUAAGGUGAAAACCCACUAGGGUGAAUAUUCAUGGAAAAGGUUUCAAUGAAGCGGAAGCAACGACGAUACAGAACAACAUUUAAUUCACUGCAACUGCAAGAACUGGAGCGUGCUUUCCAACGAACCCACUACCCGGAUGUAUUUUUUCGCGAAGAACUCGCCGUUCGAAUCGAUCUGACCGAAGCCCGAGUUCAAGUUUGGUUUCAAAAUCGUCGUGCCAAGUGGCGAAAACAAGAGAAAGGCUCAUUGAAGGAUAGCGGAGAUCCUGAAAUGAAUAACACACCAUACGAUGAUAAUGUUAUGACACAAUUAGAUGGUACUUUAGGUAAUACCCUUCUACCAGACACUCCACCUCAAUCAUCGAACUCUCUCGACAACGAAUCAAAGGUGAACUUCGGAUCGAUGUCUCCCUCAAGGAUGUCACCGAAUAUCUUCCUCAAUCUCAACAUCGACCACAUGGGCCUUGAGAGAGGCGGUGGUCUUUCCAUGGAAUGGUCGACUUACCCCCCAGCACCUGCGUUAAAUGCAAUGCCUCCAAUAAGCCGAUCUACACCCCCUCAUCAUGAUAUCUCCACAAAUAGCGUUUCGACAAUCAGCCAUUCACUGGAUCUCGAUACGCCCACGUCCACCUACGAUGAGAUGAAAUACCUCAACGUGGACCAAUUCACAAUAGAUAAUUUUAAGGCAGAAUGCAUUCUUAAUCUUGACCAAGCCAUCAUGGAUGACAAGCAGGUACACAUGCAUUUGCAUCAUCAUCCAUCCAAUCAUCAUCAGCACUCCCACCUAAGUCAGCAUCAGUCGCAGCAACAGUCCCAUGACUCGUUAAGUCUUGAUAUGCAAUCGUUUGGGAUGUCUCCGAUUGACAAAUCAUCCCCAAUGAUGAUCAUGGACAAGCGUAUGCUCAACAUUAAUGUCGACGGAAUGUCAGAUCUAGUAGAUGAUAAGUUUUGAAGAAGACGAAGAACGGACCGGGCACGAAUGCAAUCUAUAACACAAAUAUUGUUAACUGGUAUUUUUAACGCACUAGCAUCUAUAAAUUAGUUUAAGGAAAACUUAGUUAAAUCGUAGCGAAAUAUAGAAAGCAAAUGAAAAACAGGAUAAAAGUGAAUUAAAGGAGCAGUUUUGCUAAGACAACCACCAGCAGGCAACAAGAGGCUUAAAGGUUGUGAAUAGAAAGCCAUGUUAUGUACUCUUAUAAAUUCGUUCUUAGCCUUCGAACUUCACUUUGAAUAAAAAUAAAAAAAUUAAAUUAUAGCACUAGUUAUUUUAAUAGUAGAAAAAUACAUUUAAAAAACAAUAUUGUAAUAUAUUGUAAUUUAAACAAUCAUAAACGUUAUAAUGCAGGAUAUACAAUACAUAUUAUUAUAUAAAUAGAUACAAUUUGUAAUAAAGAAAACAGAACACAACUUUAGAAAAUUGGUCAAAUUUUACAAUUUUAUUCUUAUUUUUUUAAUGUUUACUGAAUUACCUUACAGUUUAUAGGGUCAAUGGAUGUUCUUCUUGAAGAAGAUUUCAAAGCGAGAAUCGGAUUAUCCCAGAAUAAUUUUGUAAGUGGAAUCGCAUCAGAUAUUAUAAAUCCAACUCGCAGAUCAAAGGAUCAAUUUUGUGAUGUGAAGGGUGCGAAGAUACUGGAAGUUGCUGAUUCUUUGGAUACAAGAGUUUUGAAUGGAAGCUGCCAAGGAAACCCAAAUGGGAAGUAUACGUUUAUUCGUGGAACUGCGUGCUGAGUUAUAGACUAUUGUUUUGUGUCAGGAAAGUGGAAUGCAAUUAUGAAGGGUUUUAGGAUAUCUACACAAAUUUUUUAGUCUCGAGUGCAGAUUAUGUACACACAAAGCAACUUGGAUUACUAAGAAAAUUAAAUUGGAAAGAUACAUUUAAAACUAUUUACCAAAAUAGUCUAAACAUGGAGCUGGAGAAAAGAAGAGUAGAGAGGAUCCCAACGCUAAUUGAGAACCUUACUCAAAUUAUAAUUGGAGUAGCCAGAAAGUACCAAAGGAAAACGAAAGGAUACUGGUAAACAAGUAUGGUUCGAUCUCGAGUGCCGGAAAGCCAGGCAAAAAUCCUUAUUAUUAUUGCGGCUUAUAAGGAAGCACAAUACAGAUCUCUUUAAAAGUAUGUACGCAGCAGUUAAUAAAGCUUUAAGAAACUCUGUCUAUUUAAGAGGAAACAAAUGUUGCUAUCUGGAAUUCAUCAAAAUCUUCUGCAGAUUUUUGGAAAGCCGCUAAAAUUAUCACUGGAUGAACAAACACAAUUUCAGCAACAUUGCAUGGGUUUGAGCUCCGUGAACAAUUCAAGAGUUUACUUCAAAUCAAAUGGGGUGGCGCAACAGUCCGUUGUGAACCAGGGCCUAGUGACUUACAACUCUCAACUAUUCCUGUGUGCGAGUACUGUUGUCAGGAAUGGAAGGGACCUACAAUUUUAGGCCGAAUCCGAACGGCUAAUUUGAGAAAGCACUUUUUCAUGACAAGAAUUACUCUUGAAGGAUUUGUCAAUUCCUCGCAAGAGGCAGUACCCGCGAAAAUUAUUUAUUUUAAAUUAGGGUGGCACAGGCAGGGAUUGAACCCAAGACCCCUUACAUGACAGUCCAACGCACUAACCAUCAUGCCACGGGUACUACAAGACAAGAGUUUACUUAACACUCCUAUUUUCUCUUCGCUUACUCACUAUGCAGCCCCUUUUUUAGCGAUAAUUUCUUUGAUGCGCCUUUUACAACUAAUGAAGUACGGAACGUAAUAGAUAAAUCUAUGGCGGGAAAAGCUUCAGGUGACGACCGAGUACGAGCAGAAUUUUAUAAAAAUUGUUCUUUUGAAUCCGUAGCCGACUUAACAAAAGAAUAUAAUAUAAUAUUUGAGACAGCAACUGUUCCUGCAAGCUUUAAAAGGUCAAUUAUAUAUCCGCUGCACGAAAAAGGAUCAUACGAUAAUCCCGAAAAUUACAGAGGCAUCUCUUUUUGAAAAAAAACUGUAUGCUUUUUUCGUCGAUUUUCGUUCAGCUUUUGAUACAGCACUCUUUUAUAAGCUACAUAUAUAAAUUAGGAAUAUCUUCCAAAAUUUUAGUUCUAUUAAAAGCAAUGAACGAAAACAAUGUGGCGUAUGUAUGGGAUGGCGAAUUUGUUUCCGAGGAGUUCACAACACAAAUGGGAGUAAAACAAGGACGUGUCUUAUGCACUCUACACUUCAUCCUGUUUAUAAAUGAUAUCGUAGAAGCGACCGGUGGAGGAAUCCAGUUUGGAAACAUGCGAAUACCUGUUUUAAUGUUUGCUGAUGACAUAGUUUUUUUUUGCUGAAUCUGGCGAACGAUGAAUCGUCUUGAAAGCUACUGUAAUCUUUGGAAUCUUUCCGUCAAUAUGGAGAAAUCUAAAAUGAUGACCUUCAGGGAAGGAUGUGGUAGGCACGCAAACAACGAAAAAUAGAGAUAAUAAAAAAUAAAUUAGGUGGCGCAACAGUCUAUGAAGAACCAGGGCCUAGUGACUUACAACUCUCAACCAUUUCUGUACCCGAGUAAUGUUGUCAGAGAUGGAUGGG